Messenger RNA from Myotis lucifugus (little brown bat), 939 nucleotides. Its product is annotated as 3-oxo-5-beta-steroid 4-dehydrogenase-like. Gene Ontology annotation, cellular component: cytosol. The coding region runs from base 1 to 939 and encodes 312 amino acids. The record is from RefSeq and is a predicted model, not a curated record. The transcript has 8 exons. Gene Ontology annotation, molecular function: ketosteroid monooxygenase activity; aldose reductase (NADPH) activity; steroid dehydrogenase activity. Gene Ontology annotation, biological process: steroid metabolic process. Lineage: Eukaryota; Metazoa; Chordata; Mammalia; Chiroptera; Vespertilionidae.
AUGGAACUCACUGCAGUAGAUCACCGCAUACCUCUAAGUGAUGGAAACAGCAUUCCUAUCAUUGGGUAUGGUACCUACCCAACCCCUCCAAUGACCCCUAAGGGGAGCUGUAGGGCAGGAGUGAAGCUCGCCAUCGAUGUUGGGUACCGGUACAUUGAUGGGGCCUACAGCUACCAGAAUGAGAAGGAAGUGGGAGAGGCCAUCAGAGAGAAGAUAGCAGAAGGAAGGGUGAAGAGAGAGGAUAUUUUCUACAGCGGAAAGCUGUGGGGUACAGAUUUUGACCCACAGAGAGUCCUCCCAGCCCUGCAGAAGACACUCCAGGACGUCCACCUAGAUUAUGUUGAUCUUUACAUCAUGGAAACGCCCAUGGCUUUUAAGCCUGGAGAUGAAAUUUUUCCUAAAGAUAAGAAAGGCAAUUGGAUAUUUCACAAGACAAAUCUGUGUGCUACUUGGGAGGCUUUGGAAGCUUGCAAAGAUGCUGGCUUGGUGAAAUCUCUUGGUGUAUCCAAUUUUAACCGCAGACAGCUGGAGCUAAUACUGAACAAACCAAGACUCAAAUAUAAGCCAGUCUGCAACCAGGUACAGUCUGACAAGAGGGUGGGAUGUGCCAAGGAAUUUCAAGAGUUACUUAACAUAAAGGACCAUGGGUUGGGUGUAUAUUUCGAACCAUUGCUAGAGGAUGAACUUCUAAACUCAUUGGGGAAAAAGUACAAUAAGACUGCAGCUCAGGUUGCUUUGCGUUUCAACAUCCAGCGAGGGACAGUUGUCAUUCCUAAAAGCUAUGACCCUACAAUGAUCAAAGAAAACCUUCAGAUCUUUGACUUUUCUCUCACUACAGAAGAAAUGAAGACCAUCGAAACCUUGAAUAGAGAUGUCCGCUUAGCGGGUCAGCUCAGGUUUUCUGGUCAUCCUGAAUAUCCAUUCCAUGAUGAAUACUGA